GGGGAAACGGGAAUAGUGAGAGAUCAAAAAUAAACCUCUUAUGUCAAAGCCGGGAAGGAAGUAUAAAUACGAAGGGCUCGGCAGCCCACUCGGUGCUUCCCGGGGUGGGGAGGAGGCAGGAGGCGGCUGCGCGGGGACCGCGCGCGGGGCAGGGGCGGAGGACCGGCGCUCGCGGGCCGGGGAGCCAGUUGCUCGCGCUCGGCUCGGCGGGCGGGCGCGGGAGGAGCGGCCUGCGCCAGCCAGAGGGGCCGCUCGGGGACCGCCGCCGCCAGGCCCCCACCGGCCGAGUCGGCCAGCGAGCUGAUUGAUUUGCUUUUUCCUGGAGAGAGCGGCCGGGCUGCGCUCGCGCCGCCAGCACCUGCCCGCGCCGGGCCGCCGUCUUCCUCUCCCGCGCCGCCGCCGGAGCCCCCAUGCCCCGCGCCGCCCCCCGGGGGCCGCCGCUCCUGCUGCCGCUGCUGCUGCUCUCGCUGCCGCCGCCGCCGCCGCCGCCGCUCGCCCGCGGCGCCCCGGCCCGGCCCGGCGCGCGGGGGCAGGCCUCGGAGCUGGUGGAGCCCACGCGGUUGCCGGGCAGCGCGGGCGAGCUCGCGUUCCACCUGCCCGCCUUCGGCAAGGGCUUCGUGCUGCGCCUGGCGCCCGACGCCAGCUUCCUGGCGCCCGAGUUCAAGAUCGAGCGCCUCGGGGGCUCGGGCCGGGCGGCCGGGGGCGAGCGGGAGCUGCGCGACUGCUUCUUCUCCGGCACGGUGAAUGGGGAGCCCGAGUCGCUGGCGGCCGUCAGCCUGUGCCGCGGGCUGAGCGGCUCCUUCCUGCUGGACGGCGAGGAGUUCACCAUCCAGCCGCAGGGCGCGGGGCGCUCCCUGCGCCAGCCGCACCGCCUGCAGCGCUGGGGGCCGCGGGCGCGCCUCGGGACCCCCGGGCUCGCCUCCUCCGAAGCCCACCCCCUCCCCGGAGGGCCCGAGUGGGAGGUGAAGGGAGAGGAUCGGAGGCAGGAGAGAGGAGACGAGGAGCAGGAGAAGGAAGAGGUGGAGGAGGAGGAGGAAAUGGAGGAGGAGGGGGGCAAAGAAGAGGAGACAGAAGGCGCCGGCGAUCUGCCACCGCCCCUGGGGGCCACGAGUAGGACCAAGCGGUUUGUGUCCGAGGCUCGCUUCGUGGAAACGCUGCUGGUGGCCGAUGCGUCCAUGGCUGCCUUCUAUGGAGCCGACCUACAGAACCACAUCCUGACGCUGAUGUCCGUGGCAGCCCGAAUCUACAAGCACCCCAGCAUUAGAAAUUCCAUCAAUCUCAUGGUGGUAAAAGUGCUGAUCGUGGAGGAUGAAAAGUGGGGCCCAGAAGUGUCUGACAACGGGGGGCUCACCCUGCGCAACUUCUGCACUUGGCAGCGGCGUUUCAACCAGCCCAGUGACCGGCACCCAGAACACUUUGACACAGCCAUUCUGCUCACCAGACAGAACUUCUGUGGGAAGGAGGGGAUGUGUGACACCCUGGGCGUGGCGGACAUCGGCACAAUCUGCGACCCCAACAAGAGCUGCUCCGUGAUCGAGGAUGAGGGGCUCCAGGCGGCCUACACCCUGGCCCAUGAGCUAGGGCACGUCCUCAGCAUGCCCCACGACGACUCCAAGCCCUGCGCGCGGCUCUUUGGGCCCAUGGGCAAGCACCACAUGAUGGCGCCGCUCUUCGUCCACCUGAACAAGACGCUGCCUUGGUCUCCCUGCAGUGCCAUGUACCUCACGGAGCUCCUGGACGGUGGGCACGGAGACUGUCUCCUGGAUGCCCCCACCUCGGCCCUGCCCCUGCCCACAGACCUGCCAGGCCGCAGCGCGCUCUAUGAGCUGGAUCAGCAGUGCAAGCAGAUCUUUGGGCUGGGUUUCCGCCACUGCCCCAACACCUCUGCACAGGACAUCUGCGCCCAGCUCUGGUGCCACACGGGUGGCACCGAGCCCCUUUGCCACACGAAGAACGGCAGUCUACCAUGGGCUGAUGGGACGCCCUGUGGGCCUGGGCACCUCUGCUGGGAUGGCAGCUGUCUGCCUGAGGAGGAAGUGGACAGGCCCAAGGCUGUGGUGGAUGGAGGCUGGGCCCCAUGGGGACCCUGGGGAGAGUGUUCCCGGACCUGCGGAGGAGGAGUACAGUUUUCACACCGUGAAUGCAAGGACCCUGAGCCUCAGAACGGAGGAAGAUAUUGCCUGGGUCGGAGAGCCAAGUAUCAGUCGUGCCACACAGAGGAAUGCCCCCCUGACGGGAAAAGCUUCAGGGAGCAGCAGUGUGAGAAGUAUAAUGCCUACAAUUACACUGACGUGGAUGGGAACCUCCUACAGUGGGUCCCCAAGUAUGCGGGGGUGUCCCCCCGGGACCGCUGCAAGUUGUUCUGCCGAGCCCGGGGAAGGAGUGAAUUCAAAGUGUUCGAGGCCAAGGUGAUCGAUGGCACCCUGUGUGGACCAGAGACUCUAGCCAUCUGCGUCCGUGGCCAGUGUGUCAAGGCUGGCUGUGACCACGUGGUGGACUCGCCUAGGAAGCUGGACAAAUGUGGGGUGUGUGGGGGCAAAGGCAAUUCCUGCAGGAAGGUGUCCGGUUCCCUCAACCCCUCCAGAAUAACCAAGGCCAGGCGUGUCCCCCAUGAACUGCCCAUAUCAAUCCAGCGGUGCUUUCCCUACUGGCACAGCAUUUGCCCUGGAGUUCAGCUCGCGGCAGAACGGCUGAUGUGCAAAGCAGAAUGGAAUCCAGCUUGGCUCUUGCUUGCUGUGUGGGCUCGGCCAGGCUCACAGGAUACAUACUUGUUUGUGUCUGGAAAUUCAACAGCUGCGGCGCAGGUACUCAGCAAAUAAAUCUGCAGAGAGAGACCACACCAUCAUUUCCCCUGGCCAACCUCGACCACUCUUUUAGCCAGAGAAGGGAAGACUACAUUUCCUCUGCUGAGAGUUUGCAUUUUCCAGCUAGUACUAGCGUCCCCUAAAGUCCUUAAGGCCCUGACUCGACAGGUAACUGCAGCGGUCAUUCAUCUGGAUCCUCCAAACACCUGCCAGAAAUACUUCAGAGGUGGUACGUUAGCAUCAACGUUCAUUUCUUUCAUCCUCAGGAUAAGUGAAUCCUUGCCUGGGGUUUACUCUCUGCCCUUUAUUCCCCUGUAGCUGACCAGAAGGAUUUGUUCCAAAACUAUGCAAUAUUAUUGCUCCCCAGCCCACUUUAGCAAACCAUCCCCCUCCCAGGAACAUGGUCCAGGGGUGAUGGGACCAUCUUCCCACUAGCUCCACGCCCCACAUCUUGCCCCUCUGAUGAUGUUCACUAGGUUCUUCGUGUUUGGGCCUUUUAACCAAGUGGGCCCUCAUAAUAAGGACUGUCCCUCCUCCCAGGGUCUGAGCCUCCCCUGAUUGAAGGAAAAGAGGCUCCUGAGCCCACGGCAAUCUCUGCUCCACAUGCUCUGCCUCAGAUCACCAAGCCCCUUCGAAAAGCAGCCAUGUCCCCUUCACUUUUGGGAAUGAGGAAUGGUUUGUGAGAGUGAACAGAAAUAUGGAAUCUACCAAUGAGAAUCAGAUGUAGUAUUAUCCUUAGGUUCCCAGAUUUCUGCUGCCACAGCCCUAUCCCUUCCUUGUGCCUCUUCGGUCAGUUGAAGCUCAAUUACGGGACAUAGAGCCAAAACAAAACAUGAGGUAGGGAGACCACGAGGAAGACGAUGAAGGCAACAUUUUAAGCAAGGUUAAGCUACCGUCCCCGACACCUGUCCUUCUCCGCCCUGACUCUGCUCUAUGCAGAGUGGGAGGGAAGGCCCUAAGGAAAGAGAAGUGUAUCCACCUCGCCAGCAUUCCCCACCCCAAGGCCUCGAGCAGGCGUGCCCAUGGGCGCCAGGACAGAAGGUAGAGAAGGGGAGGGAGGCAGCCCCACUCCCGUCCUUGAGAACUAUGAACGGGUUGCCCACCUUUGGUGGCCCUUGGCUGCAGGACAGUAUGUCUGUCUGUGAGAAAGCUCUCUUCUGGCACAGCGUAUUUUCCUGUGGUCCUUCAAGAAAACUGCAUGUGGGGCGCCUGGGUGGCUCAGUUGGUUAAGCGACUGCCUUCGGCUCAGGUCAUGAUCCUGGAGUCUCUGGAUCGAGUCCCGCAUCGGGCUCCCUGCUCGGCGGGGAGCCUGCUUCUCCCUCUGACCCUCCCCUCUCUCAUGUGCUCUCUCUCUCUCUCAUUCUCUCUGUCUCAAAUAAAUAAAUAAAAUCUUAAAAAAAAAAAAAAAAGAAAGAA
This is a messenger RNA of Mirounga angustirostris (Northern elephant seal), 4220 nucleotides long. It is a transcript of the gene ADAMTS8, whose product is annotated as ADAM metallopeptidase with thrombospondin type 1 motif 8. The coding region runs from base 411 to 2819 and encodes 802 amino acids. Lineage: Eukaryota; Metazoa; Chordata; Mammalia; Carnivora; Phocidae. The record is from RefSeq and is a predicted model, not a curated record. The transcript is spliced from 9 exons. Gene Ontology annotation, molecular function: zinc ion binding; metalloendopeptidase activity. Gene Ontology annotation, biological process: extracellular matrix organization; proteolysis.